This is a messenger RNA of Triticum turgidum subsp. durum (durum wheat), 453 nucleotides long. The record is from the annotation of a GenBank genome assembly. Lineage: Eukaryota; Viridiplantae; Streptophyta; Magnoliopsida; Poales; Poaceae.
AUGAAGAUUUUCUUCGCCCUAUUUCUCCUCGCUCUCACUGCAAGCGGUGCCUACGCACAGUGCAAAUUCGUUAUAUUGGUCACGACAGGAGAUAAAGAUGAUGCGGGCACCGACGCCCGUAUAUCUCUGUCAGUGAGCACCGCAAAUGGCAAGAAGCUGGUUAUCAAGAGCCUGAAACCUUGGGGCCAGAAGGGCCACAACAACUUUGAGAAAGGACACACCGACACAUUUAAGGGAAGCGGUAAGUGCUUACCGUCCAAACCUUGCAGGAUGUUGCUCGAGUCUAAUGGUAAAGGUAACAAACCCGGUUGGUUUGUGGACAAAGUCACCUUCAUCCAAAUCGAGCAAAAAAAAUUGUCCCAAAAGGAGAAGACAUUCAACGUGAAUAGGUGGCUUGCACGCGAUGAGUCAUCGGGUACGCUCUUUGUGGUUGUGGAUGACUGUGCCAAGUAA